AUGAAUUCUGAUUAUGUUUUUGUAAACGGCGAUAAUUUCAUUUAUGAUCUUGAAACAAAUAAUAAAGAUACUUUUGAUGCAUAUUUAUCCGAUGCUAAACAGCGUGUUACAAAUAUGAGCAAAAGAUUUCUGCAGUAUGAUGCCUCAUCCUUAAACUAUAACGAAUGCGGGAAAAAAACAGAGAAAACAGUUUUGCAAUGUGUCGUAUGUGGCGCUAAAGCAUUUGGGUAUAACUUCGAUCGAAUUACAUGCGAAAGUUGUAAAGCAUUUUUCCGACGAAAUGCAUUGAGAAAUAUGGUAGAUCUUCAAUGUCGAUUUGGGGGAAAGUGUGAUAUAACAGCAGAAAAUCGAAGACAUUGUACAUAUUGUCGUAUCAGAAAAUGUUUUACUAUCGGUAUGCGAAAAGAUUGGAUUCGUAGUGAAAAAGAAAAAAAUAAAAAACUGAUUCAAGGCGAGAAGCAACGUAAAACUAAACAAACAAAACGACGACUACAGAUAUCUAUGCCGAGAGAUUCGGAGAACUUUAAUUCACCAGUUACGUUAAGUUCAGCAGAUCGAGCGAGUCUAAAUAAUAUAAGUCAUUGUUAUGAUCAAUAUGCCGGCGAGCCAAGUAUAUCUGUUUAUUCAGCGCCACAACAAGUUCUUACAUUACGUUUACACGAGUUUUAUAACCGGAAGAAACCGAUUGUAGUUAGUUUUAUAAGCUAUUUUAAACAUUUACCUGAAUUUCAACAACUAAAUAUUGACGAUCAAGUUUUAUUAAUAAAACAAAAUAUUCACAUUUUAUUACCAGUCAAUUAUGCUCUAUUAAAAACGCCGGCUCAUUCGCAAUUUCGUUAUACGCGUAUUCAAACAGCUGGCUGCGUGAAUAAUAUUAAUUUGCAUUCAAUGUAUCAAUUACUAUCUAACACAUUUGUUCCAUUUGUUACACUCGAUCCACUUGUAGUUAAAUUAUUUCUAAUAAUUUUAUUUCUUACAACAAAUUUACUUACAACAAAUUUCGAUACGGUUGGCUAUAAACAAUUGGGAUAUAUUCACAGAAUACAAUCGGCUUAUACUCAAUUACUCUGGCUGUACAUGAUAGAAAAAUAUGGUGAAAAAAGAGCCGUAAUUUUAUACACAAGAAUUAUAACAACAUUUCUACAUUUACAAACAGUGAUUAAUCGAAUCGAUUCGAUAAUUCGUUUAAAUAAGGAUACGCAAUAUCUAGAUUCUCUUAUGAAAAGUAUUUUACAGUUGACGUAA
Molecule: messenger RNA, 1245 nt
Organism: Rotaria socialis
Lineage: Eukaryota; Metazoa; Rotifera; Eurotatoria; Philodinida; Philodinidae
Source: the annotation of a GenBank genome assembly